UCUCAGUCCACUGACGCCCCAGGGCCGUCACCAUGGACUUCCAGCAUCGGCCAGGGGGCAAGACCGGGAGCGGGGGCGUGGCCUCCUCCUCCGAGAGCAACCGUGACCGCAGGGAGCGUCUGCGGCAGCUGGCCCUGGAGACCAUCGACAUCAACAAGGACCCCUACUUCAUGAAGAACCACCUGGGCUCCUACGAGUGCAAGCUCUGUCUGACCCUCCACAACAACGAGGUGCGCCCGCCCACCUGGGCUCCGAGCCUCGGGGUCGGGAGGGGCCUCCGGCACCUGGGCCUGGGGCCUGGACUGCCUGUGGGGGGGUUGCCCAGCUGCAUCUGUCCCGCCCACAGGGCGCGGAGAGCAGCUAAGGAAGCCAAGGAGGCCCCUGCCCAGCCCGCACCGGAGAAGGUCAAGGUGGAGGUGAAGAAGUUUGUGAAAAUCGGGCGCCCAGGCUACAAGGUGACCAAGCAGAGGGAUUCGGAGACCGGGCAGCAGAGCCUCCUUUUCCAGAUCGACUACCCCGAGGUUGCCGAGGGCAUCAUGCCACGCCACCGCUUCAUGUCCGCCUACGAGCAGAGGAUCGAGCCCCCUGACCGGCGCUGGCAGUACCUGCUGAUGGCGGCCGAGCCCUACGAAACCAUCGCUUUCAAGGUGCCCAGCAGGGAGAUCGACAAGGCCGAGGGCAAGUUCUGGACCCACUGGAACCGGGAGACCAAGCAGUUUUUCCUGCAGUUCCACUUUAAGAUGGAGAAGCCUCCGGCCCCGCCCAGCCUCCCUGCCGGCCCCCCCGGGGUGAAG
Messenger RNA from Carlito syrichta (Philippine tarsier), 794 nucleotides. It is a transcript of the gene SF3A2, whose product is annotated as splicing factor 3a subunit 2. Gene Ontology annotation, biological process: spliceosomal complex assembly. The annotation marks the transcript as partial. The record is from RefSeq and is a predicted model, not a curated record. Gene Ontology annotation, cellular component: catalytic step 2 spliceosome; U2 snRNP; U2-type prespliceosome. The transcript is spliced from 7 exons. NCBI's taxonomy places the organism in Eukaryota, Metazoa, Chordata, Mammalia, Primates, Tarsiidae.